AAGACAGUCAGCAUCUUUGGGCAAACCUCUGACUCCUGUUCCAUACUGAUGAGAAAUCUGAGAUCGUGUCUGUUAGGAUUCACAACCUGCCAGGCCCUCCAUCCCUGGUCUUCACAGCAGAGGUGGCCACAUCUGGCCAUUCUUAGCACCAAUCAUAAUACCUGUAUGUUCUGAGCAGGCUUCUCUGGGAGUCCAGUAUUCCUGAUAGCCCUGGGAAACUUCAUAGGUCCCAGCCACCAGUUUGACACUUUAGACAUAGUUCAGCCAUAUGUCUUGGUAUCCAGUGACCAACACUUGGGGUAGCAGGUGGUUCAGAAAGCCAAUAGGAAGCCAAAGCUUGGGGAGCCACCUCCCCAAGGUGAGAGCCUCACACCUGGAUACUUGAUAAUUCCUCUUCUAGGCAGGUGUGGGAGUGUGCUAAGACCACACAGCUGGUCUAGUCUCAAGCCCAAGGCUUCUGCCCAAGGACAAGGGUCCCCAUAAAUAAAGCUAGGCCAUUCUCAACCUCACUCAUUAUCUCCCACAAUGUUACUGCUCAGCCUAACCCUUAGCCUGGUCCUCCUUGGCUCCUCCUGGGGCUGUGGUGUUCCUGCCAUCACACCUGUAUUGAGCUACAACCAGAGGAUUGUCAAUGGGGAGAACGCCGUGUCGGGCUCCUGGCCCUGGCAGGUGUCUCUGCAGGAAAGCAAUGGCUACCACUUCUGUGGUGGUUCUCUCAUCAGCCAGAACUGGGUAGUCACUGCAGCCCACUGCCAAGUCACUCCUGGGCAACACUUUGUUGUUUUGGGAGAGUACGACCGAUCUUCCAAUGCCGAGCCUGUGCAAGUGCUGUCCAUCUCGAAGGCCAUUACCCACCCUAGCUGGAACCCCACCACUAUGAACAAUGACGUGACCCUCUUGAAGCUCGCCUCACCGGCCCAGUACACACGGCGAAUCUCACCCGUCUGCCUGGCUUCCUCAAACGAGGCGCUGCCCGCAGGCCUCACCUGUGUCACCACCGGCUGGGGCCGCACCAGUGGUGUGGGCAAUGUGACGCCAGCACGUCUGCAGCAGGUAGUUCUCCCCCUGGUCACUGUCAAUCAGUGUCGGCAGUACUGGGGUUCGAGGAUUACUGAUUCCAUGAUAUGUGCAGGUGGUUCGGGCGCCUCCUCGUGCCAGGGUGACUCAGGAGGCCCUCUUGUCUGCCAGAAAGGAAACACCUGGGUGCUUAUUGGUAUCGUCUCCUGGGGCACUCAGAACUGCAAUGUGCAGGCACCAGCCAUGUACGCUCGAGUUAGCAAGUUCAACACCUGGAUCAACCAGGUCAUGGCCUAUAACUAAACUGACCACAGGUCCUUUCCCCCUCUCAAUCCAAUAAAGACACCAGACUCA
This is a messenger RNA of Peromyscus eremicus (cactus mouse), 1371 nucleotides long. It is a transcript of the gene Ctrl, whose product is annotated as chymotrypsin like. The transcript is spliced from 7 exons. The record is from RefSeq and is a predicted model, not a curated record. Gene Ontology annotation, biological process: proteolysis. NCBI's taxonomy places the organism in Eukaryota, Metazoa, Chordata, Mammalia, Rodentia, Cricetidae. The coding region runs from base 526 to 1320 and encodes 264 amino acids. Gene Ontology annotation, molecular function: serine-type endopeptidase activity.